AUGUUCUUCUGUAUGUCUGCACAACCAUGUGAUCUGCUUGAACUACUGUCCUCCUGUGAUUUCCUGGUCAACAUUCUACCGUCUACACCUGAAACUCGGGGUCUUCUGAGUGGGGACGUGCUUUCCCACUGUAGGAAGAAGCCUCUGUUCAUCAACGUUGGACGCGGAUACAUAAUUGACGAUGAGAGUCUUCUUUCAGCACUCAGAGGAGGAUGGCUGUCGGGGGCUGUGCUGGACGUCUUUGCGGAGGAGCCCUUGUCUCGAGAUAGUCCUCUGUGGGGAGAGAGGGACGUGGUGAUCACACCGCACGCAUCUAACCAAAGUGAUUGUAUGGACUCAUACAAAAAGUUAGCGUCCAUGUUUUUGGCCAACUUUAAUCGUUACGUGAACGGACAAGCGCUGGAGAAUGUUGUGGACAUUGACAGGGGAUACUGAGCGACAUGUUUUCAUUGGGUCGGUUCAGCGUUUCUGUUGGGCUGUUGAAUUGAGAGUUACAUCCAAACGUAACAGUUCACUUUAAUGCUGGCGACUGCGAGUACUUGGACUUUUAACGCUUUGUUGGAUAUUUCAGCGUUAUUUGUAGACAUGUUUUUCCCCAACUACGAGCAUUUACAUUCAGAAACAAUAAAUUCGACAUAAAUACCAGAAUCCAUUGAGCAAGUUUCAUGAAUCUGGGAACCGGACAUAAAAUAUAUCGUGCCUGUAUGCAAGCAUUUGCAAAAGAGCUCAAAUGGAGAGUGAUUUAUCUGCGAUUACAAGUUCGAUUCCACUGAUAUAUAAGUCACAUAUGUUGUUUGCGUUUGAGUUAUUUCACAACAAACAUUUCCUUACGUUGUCAUUGUAAUUUGUAUUUAAAUGGUGUUCAAUAAAACAUCUCUCACC
Molecule: messenger RNA, 882 nt
Organism: Haliotis rubra (blacklip abalone)
Lineage: Eukaryota; Metazoa; Mollusca; Gastropoda; Lepetellida; Haliotidae
Product: glyoxylate/hydroxypyruvate reductase B-like
Exons: 5
Coding region: 1-435 (144 amino acids)
Molecular function (GO): NAD binding
Source: RefSeq, a predicted model, not a curated record